This is a messenger RNA of Thamnophis sirtalis, 982 nucleotides long. NCBI's taxonomy places the organism in Eukaryota, Metazoa, Chordata, Lepidosauria, Squamata, Natricidae. The record is from RefSeq and is a predicted model, not a curated record.
AUGGUGAUGCACAAAACAGCACAAGAUGUUUUGUGUAUCCGCAGGAAUAGUAGAAUUGCAGGAUACAUGUAUCCAGGAGAAACAACCUACUGGCCACCAAGGUACCAGUCAACAGAUACUCAAGAAUAUCAUCAAUAUGAAGUUAUUGAAACUCCCCUUCCACCUUCCCCGUGCCAUCGACCUCCUCCUCCUCCUGUAGACUCAGAUCCAGCUGGCCUGUAUGGUGGCUUUCCUUUCCCACUUGAUCAAAACAACAAGCGGGCUCCUAUUCCACCUCGCUACAGCAAUCAAAAUCUGGAAGACUUCUUACCCCCUGAUUCUGCUGAAUUACCUUCUUCCCAGUGUCAGAACGAAUACACCGCAAUCAGCUACUACCCUUCUCAAUUGGUAGAAAAUGAAGGGCCACUCUACCAUCCAGACAAUGGGUACAAGAGGGUUAGCAUGAGACUUAGUGUGGCCCAGCCCUCCUACGCAGACUGUGAAAUCAGGCCUGUACCGAAUGUCAGAACUCAGCCAGCAUUGCCUUCUAACUACGAGGGCUCCGACAUGGUGGAGAGUGACUAUGGAAGCUGUGAAGAAGUGAUGUUUUAAAACAAAACAAAACACGGCGUGUCUGCAUUCACAAUGUGCCUGAAGGAGAGGACAUUUAAUUCAAGUGUACUUUACUGAAAUGUACAACCUUUCCAUUUUAACAGCAACAUCUUCCUUCAAUCUAACUAUGCUAAAAAAUAGCAUUGAUGGUUCUGCCCGCAAUCCAGCCCCACUUUUCUGACUUGGGUAGGACUCCAAAUGGAUCGUGUUGAUGUUUUGUAGAGUUGGAUUGUUACCUGGACAGAAAGAUGGAAUUGCAAACCAGGACAUAUGAAAGCACUUUCAGUGAGUGCUGGCAGCAACUAUUUUUCUCAGCUACAGCCAGAGGUGAUAUUCAGCAGUCUCAGACCAGUUCUAGAGAACCAGUAGUGGAAAUUUUGAGUAGUUUGGA